CCCAUUCGAGCAUGGCCUUGCGCGAUGGUCUCUGAGGUUUUCUCUCUCCCGUCUCGUCUCCUCCGAGCGCCGGCGGCGGCGGCGGAGGCGGCGGCUCCGACACCAUCGCCAUCGCCUUCGCCGGUGCCUGCUCUGCCGCGACAACUCUCCAUUCUUCGUUCUCUGUUCUUCGAAUCCGUUUCAUGUUAUCCCUCUUCGAUUCCUUGGCAUCGGAGGCCUCGUGCUGCCGUCAUAGCUGCGACGGCGUGGAGAAACGUGGAGGAUGACUUCUCGACGGAGAGUGUGGCGGAUGAUGACACUCCUACAUCGAUUGAGUUGGUUCCGGUGUCUGGCGAGCAGGAAUUCGAUCGGAUCAUUGCGGAGGAGAAGCCUGUUGUCUUUCUCUGGAUGGCAAAUUGGUGCAGAAAAUGUAUAUAUUUAAAACCAAAACUGGAAAAGUUGGCUGCUGAUUACCAUCCAAGAAUACACUUUUAUGGUAUUGAUGUGAACACAGUUCCUCAAAGACUUGUCAAUCGUGCAGAAAUUACUAAGAUGCCAACAAUACAGCUAUGGAGAGAUGGUAAAAAACAAGCUGAAGUGAUAGGUGGACAUCAGACUUGGUUGGUGAUCGAUGAUGUUCGAAGAAUGAUUGAGACUGAGAUUGAAUCGAUCCAGCAAUCAAUCUAGCAAUCAAUCUAGCAUUUAUCAGGACUUCUAAAGCAUUUUUCAUGCAGCAAUCAGCUAAUCCUGCAUAUGUACUCGUGGCCAGAAUAAGUGAACCUCUUGUUUUAUGUGAUUAUUUGUAGGCAUUCCAAGUUUUUCUUCCUUUUGUUUUACAUGCUUUGCUAAUUUUUGUGUUUUUUAAUAAGUAUAACUUGGCACUGAUUAAGUUUAUUGUAAAGAUUUUUUCUGGCUAUGUAUAUUUGAUGUUUCAA
Dioscorea cayenensis subsp. rotundata (Guinea yam) is the source of this 914-nucleotide messenger RNA. Its product is annotated as thioredoxin-like 3-2, chloroplastic. The transcript has 5 exons. The coding region runs from base 25 to 666 and encodes 213 amino acids. Gene Ontology annotation, cellular component: chloroplast stroma. The record is from RefSeq and is a predicted model, not a curated record. NCBI's taxonomy places the organism in Eukaryota, Viridiplantae, Streptophyta, Magnoliopsida, Dioscoreales, Dioscoreaceae.